AUGGUUGGGGCGAAAACCCCGUGGCCAGCCCUUUCAGGGGUUCCCGAGGCGGCAAACUCAUCAAAUCAGAACUUUCUUACUUGCGUACUGAACCUUCACGCCCACGCGAAAUCGUUCAUUUCGCACAACGAGCAGGCCCGAAAACAGCUACCAAAGCCUGUUAUCGACUUCUUCGAGCAGGUAGUCACCUACUGCAGUUUCAUGCAACGCCAAACAACGGAUAUUCUCGAUAGGAAUGCUCAUUUAGGCCCUGAGCUGGCUUCGAUCAAGCAGAUCCUUCAGAACGUUCAACAACAUACUUACAGCACCCAGUCAAGCAUUCGGAACCAGAGCUACCAAUCUUGGGCUUCCGUGGUCAGGAAUGCGUCUCCUCCAGCUCAUACGCUAUCCACUUACGAUUCCUCCAGCACCGCCCCGGCCACCCCGUCAGAGCUCAGCAAGGACCGCGAAGUAAUCGUUAAACUGCGAGAUACUGGUGCCCAGAAGACCUACCGAAAGAAGUUAUCGGCAGAGAUAAAGGACAAAGCAGAGAGUAUAAAGAAAAGAGGUGCAGCAACGAUUCUAACGCUCUCCCUGGCGAGGGCCCGAUUCGUUUCCGCCAGGCAGCUGCGCUCGGGAGAUCUCAGCCUGGCCCUACGUACUGCCGCGGAAGCCGAGACUGCCAGGAUCUACGAUAAAUGGGCGGAUCUUAUGUCAAGCGAGGCCACCCUGCGACGCCCUACAUGGGGCGUGGUAGUCCAUAGCAUCCCGAUCAAGUCAAUCCAGGACCUGAACGAUCAGGGCGAACAGGACCGAGUAGCCAGCGAGCUACUCGACGAAAACAGGGAGAUUUGGAAUCAGAAACCUGAUAUCAAGCGCGUGGCCUGGCUUACCUAUCCUUCCAAUUACAAGAACCAGAAAUCCUCUGCUCUCGUUGUCGAAUUCUCUGAUCCAAGACAUGCAAACGAGGUAAUCAUGAAAGGGACUAUUUGGGCUAGCGAUAGCCGGAUGACUGUUCUAUACGAUAGAAACGCGCGGAUUCGGCGAUACUUCAAAUGUCAGCAAUAUAGACAUAUAGGAAUCGUUUGUUCGAAUAAAACAACCUGCGGCCUCUGUGCCGAAGGCCACGAGACCCAGUCUUGCGUACAGAGGUCUGCCCCCAGUAGCCAGGGACGCAAAUGCGCUGGAUGCGGCGAAACGCACGCCGCCUGGCCAAGAAUCUGUACGAGGUACGUAGCGGAGCAAGAACGGGUGCAAACUGCAGCUCAAUAUCGGCAGCCCCUGUACCGCAUCCCGCCCUAUCUACGGGAUUAUCCCUCCGUGGGUAGCGAUACGGAGACCUCUGGCCCGCCCAACAGCGAGGGGCGGGCUGCGGGAUCUGGGAGACAGAGGGAGAGAUGGACCCAGUCAAUCAGCCGGCCAGCGGAGCGGAAUCACUCUACAGUAAGAUUUCAAAAAGGAUCUAUACUGUUAUACAGCUCGCAGGAGCUUGUUCUUGUGCAGCAAGAAGAGGCCCUGAUAGAUCUAAGUCCGGAGAUAGACGUAGACCCUACCCCGUCCGAGACAGAACCGUCGAUUGCCCAGCAAAUCAAUAUAAUCAGCGAACCGGAGACGCCCGCACCAGUGACCCCUGCCCCCAGGGGUUGUACCCUGAGCAAGAGGCGCCCCCGCAGCAUCACUUUGCGGGCAACGAGGCGAAGCGCUAGACACCAGGUAACGCAGGAAGCUGCCCCCUUUGCCAUUUCGCCUGCUACAGGGGACAUCCUUCUAGCGAAGAGGACCCGAAGCAAGCAGCCAACCUACCGAGAACGAUCAAUAUCGACUAGCGAUAUCACUAGCGAUAACGCAGUAAUAGCCCUCCUAAAAUCGCCGGAGGCAUCUCUUAUCCCUGCACCUACCCCCUCAGGGCAUUCGACCACGAUCGUCUUGGCUGAGGACAACACGCUUGCCCGCUCAGUUGGCACCGGCACCUUAGGCUUGGUCAAUGACCUCACUACUAACAAUACUAAUGAUUACGUCCUCUUACUGGGGGACUUCAACCUUCACCACCCGGCCUGGGGCGGCGAGAAUGCCGCCCGGGAUACCCUUUCUAAUCAGUUACUUGACUUAAGCGAUAGAAGGUGCCUGGAUCUCUGGCUAAAGCCGGGCACCACUACCAGAGACGAAGCCGGAGCGAAGACUACAAUUGAUCUAGUCCUCGGCUCGCAGGACCUGACCCCUAGGCUGGUUGCCUGUAAGGUUACUAAAAAGAUUCACGCAGAUUCUAAUCACCUACCUAUACGGACCCUUAUCGACAUCCAAACCAAGAUUCCGGAGGCGCAGCGGCGCCGCAACUGGAAGGCGUGCAAAGUGAAAGAUCUACAGACUUUUGUAGAUCUGAACCUAUACAGUAAGGCCUUUCCACUUGAGAAUAAGCAGCAUAUUGAACUCGCAAUAGAGUUCUUUAUUGAAACGGCCAGGAACCGGGACGCCUCCGGUGGACUGGUCCCAACACUGAAAAUACCAGAUAACGGCCUCGCAGAAACUGCAGAACAGAAAGUUAAAACAUUCCAGAAGGCCUUCUUCCCUCAUCUACCUCCCGCAGACCUUUCCGAUAUCCCUACGACCUCCCUACCUCGGCAACUUGGCUUCCCGGAUCUCGCUGAACACGAGGUACUGCGCUGCAUCCGAAAGGCGCCUCCUGACAAGGCCCCCGGACCCGACGGCAUCCCUAAUAAGGUCUGGCACUGGUUAGGUGAGGUUCCCUCCUUCGUGAAGGCGCUUACGAGCGUCUUUAACGCCUGUAUCCGGCUCGGGCAUAACCCCGGAUAUUUUCAGCAAUCUAUAACGGUUGUCUUCCGUAAGGCCGCGCCACGGGAUUAUCGAGUUACUAAAUCUUACCGGCCUAUUGCCCUCUUGAACACACUCGGUAAGAUUCUAGAGGCAGCUAUCGCUACCCGCAUAGCCUACGCAUUGGAGGAACAUAGCUUACUGCUACGAGGGCACCUAGGGGGACGCAAGGGUAUCUCCGUCGACCAUCUAAUUCAACUACUGAUAGAUGCUAUCUUUGAUGACUGGGGCCGAGGCCAGAAGAUUGACGAUGCCUGUACGAUCGCUCUUUCCGGGUCCUACGCAGCUAAUCAGCGUCUACUGGAGUGGGCACUCGAUAAGGCUGCUAACGGGAGCGCCAGGGAGGGUCCCGUUGAACCCCCGGGGCAUGACCAGCUGCCAAUAAAGGAUCACGCAACAGGCCACGUCAUUCGACCAGUAGAACACGCUAAAUACCUCGGAAUUUGGCUUGAUAAGACUCUCUCCUUUACUACCCACUGCACCAAGGCGGUAGCGAAGGCGAACGGAAGCCUCGAAGCCCUACGAAACAUCUCUGCGUCCACAUGGGGCACGUCCCUGCUGAACAUGCGGACUAUAUAUCUGGCCGUAGUAGUCCCGCAAAUGCUCUACGGGGUUGCUGCAUGGUAUAGCCCUACCAGCGGGCGUUCUAAGUAUGCAAAACGGCAGAAGACCAUCAACGAAUUCGAACGAAUCCAGACGCGGGCAGCAAUACUCAUUAGUGGAGCAUUCAGAAAUACUGUUUCUGCAGCUCUAGGAGCAGAGCUGUUCCUGCUUUCGGUCUGUCUGCACAUACAACAGAUAAUUGAGGAGACUACAAUCCGGAUACAGACCGGACCGGCUAUGGCCUGUCCCCAGGGAUUAGUCAAGAAGAGGAGCUCAGCGGAGAUAAAAUGCUUUAACGGCCACGUAGGGGGCGCUGCAGUCUCGAUUCGGGCCGGAAAGGUCCGCAAGAAAUACCUAGGAGCCGCGGCUGACCCCACUGUCCAGGCGGCCAUUCAAGCCGUGCAGAACCCUGGCCGACCAUCAGGCCAGUACGUACUACGGGCUAUCUACGAGAGGAUCAGGACCCUGAGAGGCAGCAGCAUGCAGCAGGAAGAUAUAGAGCUGCGCUGGAUCCCUGCGCAUAUCGGUAUAGAAGGGAAUGAACGAGCUGACGAGGCGGCCAAGAGGGCCGCGAUAAAGGGGAUUGAAUUAAGCUCAGUAGGGCCGCGGGAGCUGGCCGCUCAGCCAAUCACGAGGCUCGCAGCUGCAGCCAAAACUGACGUAUGCAGUAUCGAAUAUUCCCGGUUCAUGCCUUAUUCUCACUCCUCCUUUCGAGGCUGCUAUGACAAGCAAGAUGAAGGUCAUACCUUUCGAUAUCCCAAAGGCUCAGACCGCAACCAAAAGUAUUUGUCAUUGAGACCAGGGCUGUGGGAACAGACUCCGAGCAUGUCCGUUGUCGACAAGGCUAUCGUGACUGGAGAGAGCUUCAACCGUCUCAACCUCGACGACGAUGCGGAAUCGGUACCCGAACUUUCUCCUUCAAGUUCUGCGCCUGGGACGCCCGAUGAUGACUUUAGCAAUCCACCCACCCCAACCCCAAUUGAACGCUCACGAAACGGAAAGCCAAUCCUGGGACAGCGUUUGAUCAUACCGGCAGCAUCAUCGGCGGCACCUCCGUCCGUAUCGCCCGAUGACUUCUUGACCCCCGUCGAGAGUAUGCCAACACCUAAAGGCCGCGUCCUCUUUCCUAGGGAACCCCCCGGCGCAUAUCCUGACUCUCCAGCGGAGGUCAUGCCGAAUGAAACUAAGGUGGAUAAGAAUGAAUUGGCAGAUAUUCUUGGGGACAUUAAGCUCUUUUGA
Messenger RNA from Aspergillus affinis, 4650 nucleotides. RefSeq names its product putative RNA-directed DNA polymerase from transposon X-element. Lineage: Eukaryota; Fungi; Ascomycota; Eurotiomycetes; Eurotiales; Aspergillaceae. Bases 1 to 4650 code for a protein of 1549 amino acids. The transcript is spliced from 8 exons. Gene Ontology annotation, molecular function: nucleic acid binding; catalytic activity. The record is from RefSeq and is a predicted model, not a curated record.